Messenger RNA from Westerdykella ornata, 2101 nucleotides. RefSeq lists its product as uncharacterized. Bases 39 to 1829 code for a protein of 596 amino acids. Gene Ontology annotation, cellular component: nuclear inner membrane; mitotic spindle pole body; chromosome, centromeric core domain. Gene Ontology annotation, biological process: nuclear inner membrane organization. The transcript has 2 exons. The record is from RefSeq and is a predicted model, not a curated record. NCBI's taxonomy places the organism in Eukaryota, Fungi, Ascomycota, Dothideomycetes, Pleosporales, Sporormiaceae.
CGCAACCUAGUAUAGCUGCGCCUGCCCGCAGCGUGAUUAUGCCACGUUUGCUUCGUCGCCGGUUGCGGUGCUUUUACUGCAACAAUGUUGCUCGAAAUGAGCAACCGGGCAUUCCCCGCGCGUGGACGUGCCCGCGGUGUGAAGCCGUGAAUUACCUCGAUCAGAACGGCCAAAUCACCGACCCUCCUGCUGAUGCAACCACAACCCCACAACCAGUGCGAGUUCAAUACGUCCCUGAACGACCCCCUCCGCUCGUCAUGACGGCGUCAACCCAAUCCCCCUUCUGCGAUCAGUGCCAGGUUAACCAGACGAUCGUGAACAAGGCCAUGGCUGAAUAUAUUCCCGAUGAGGAUGAUCCAGAGUACGAGCAACAUGUUGCAACCGCAACCGCCUAUCGCGAAGAGCUGGAAACCCGUUAUCCUCCAGUGUGCGAGAACUGCAUCGGACGGGUCCGCGACCAGGUUCGAGCGGCCGGCUACGCUGCGAGAACAGACCACCUCCGGCGCAUACUGGAAAACUCCAAGAAGCGGAAGCUUGUCUAUUAUACCCCAAGACAGGUCUGGACUCUACGGACGAUCUCACUGGCGAAGUGGGCGUACAUUUCCGCUACUUGUGUGGGACUGCUGUGGCAUGCCUGUGGCCUACUUGCCGUGCCGGAACCUUUAUCUCUUACACAGGACCAAAGCGACUUGGGCGUAUGUCUUGGAGACUUUAGGAAUCGUCUGCUGGUCAGUCGAUCAUGUUUUGAAGCGGCAUUGUCCACGUCACUUCUGCAGUGGGCAGUGGUGGCCGACUUUCUCACGCUGUGGUGGAACCCGAAGCUGGAGCAGAAAACAAUGCGUCCAGGUGGUCGGGUGGGCGGCCUGAUGGCAUUAUGGCUGCUGCGUCUUCUGGUCUUUGGGCUGCGGUCAGCAAGCCUUGUGUAUGGGCGCUACAUUCCGGAAGACGAUGACGCAGUCCAACAAUUCCGGAUCGCUCAUGGCACAAUGUUGGGCGCGAUAUUGCUCACCCUUGCUGCCACAUGGACCCUCGUCAAGAUCGAAUAUCGAUCCACAGAUUCCUUCAUGCGCCCCUUAGAACCCUACCUUCCCAGCGUUCCCUCUCGGCCCACCUCCCAACCAGAUGGCGAUUAUAAGCCCGUCCGGCCCAAAGCCGACAUCUUCGACUCCAUGGCCGAAUCAUUUACAUCCUCCUUUGACGGCGGAUGGCAGCCUGAUGCACACUCUGAAGCACCACCCUCCCCUACUCUCACCGCAACCUCCUCCUCCAUCGACACCGAAGUCAACACCCCCUUCGCUCCCAAAACUCUGUCCCGCGCCGUCGUCGACGAAAACGACAUGGAUUGGACGCCUACACAACGCCGGUUCGGCAAACAACCCAUCGGGGUGGAGCCACAUGUUUGGCAGAAACAAUCCGCGCCCUCCCCUGCACCGCCGCCGAAGAAACAGUACUCCCUCAUCAAGCAGCAAGACCCCAAUCCCUUUCGCCACAAGGUGCCCGCCUUCCCCAAGGGCCCUCUCCAGGAGAAGCGGAAUCCGUGGAAACCGGGCAUCUGGUCGCCAGCGUCUCAGGAAACCAAGAACGCUUUCAGAGACGAUAUGAUGAAGAAGGGUGCUGGUGGGGAUGUCGAGGGGAGCGGGAAUGUGAAUGGAUUGGCGGAGGAGGAGAGAAGGGAGAGGGAGAGAUUGAGGGAGAGCGCGGUUCCUAGUGGGGUGAGGAAGGGAGAGGAACUAUUCAAGCAGCCGAAGUUCAAGUAUGAUUAUUAUGGGUAUAUUGGGGAGAAGAGUACGGGGUUGGAAGAUAGGUUUAAUGGUUUAUUUCGGAUGUAGAAGGGGAGGAUGAGAGCAACAGCAAUGGUUGUGGGAGAAGUGGGUAAAGUGGAUGUCCAGCAGGACGUCAUCUUGGAAAUGUGUUUUGGGAUGCAUGGCACGAUUAUUGCAUAUUUAGCAUGGAGUUGGGCGAUGGUAUACCCUGUUUUGGUCGGACUCCUGGCUGCUUCUGGAUUUCCUGUCUCCAACGAAUACUCCCGUCUGAAGCAAACGGACAGUAUGAUGAUGAGCAACGCCUCCUCGGGACUAGUGAACUUCUGGAUGGUAACAGU